Messenger RNA from Prunus armeniaca (apricot), 1899 nucleotides. NCBI's taxonomy places the organism in Eukaryota, Viridiplantae, Streptophyta, Magnoliopsida, Rosales, Rosaceae. The record is from the annotation of a GenBank genome assembly.
AUGGUCUCAACUCGCAACCAACGCAAAGCUUCUGGAGAAGAACUUUUAGGUCCUUUGCUCGUACACCGAAAGCCAAGGUCCAAGAGAGACAAUAUGACUGGAGAAAACAAACAGGAUACAUCUAGUGAUGGCGAUCGCAUCACUAAACUUGAGCAACAAGUUGAAAACUUGUCUGCAUCAAUCCUUAAACUCGUGGAGAGUUUGAAGACUGGAAAAUCUUCACGUCCAUCAACUUCAUCUGAGCCUGAUCAAAAGCUCAAGAAAAAGGUUGUUGAGGAUAGCGAAGAUGAAGACGACAUACAAGCUGAUCCAACGAAAAAGGAAGCUGAAUCAGGUGACAAUAAAAAUUCUAUUGAUACCUUAAAGAUUGAUUUUAAGGUUGACAUCCCUAUUUAUAAAGGAGAUAUUGAUCCUGAAAAGCUAGAUAACUGGAUAGACACAUUAGAAACUUAUUUCACAGUUUAUAAGUAUUCUAAUGUGCAAAAAAUAAAAUAUGCGAGUUUGAAACUUUCAAGCCAUGCCCUUACAUGGUGGAAGUCCUAUCAGAGACGGUAUGAUGUCUCAGAAUUGACUUGGAAGAACUUCAAGAAGCUUUUGAGAAAACAAUUUUAUCCAGUUGGCUAUGAAGAUGAAAGAUGGUAUAAGUGGCAACACUUCAGACAAAGAUUUGGGCAGCCUGUACAAGAGUAUACAACAGAGUUCCACAACCAAGCUAUGGUUCUGGACAUUGACGUUGACGACUACGACGUUUUCAUGAAGUAUACCGGAGGUCUUGCCGACUACAUACGGAAAGAACUAAAAUUGUUCACCGUAGAUACUAUUGAAGAUGCUACUAAAAAGGGGAAGCAGAGCAAGGAAGGUCAGACACAGAAUGUCUACUGUGAUCACUGUCAAACCAGCAGACAUGCCAAAGACAAGUGCUGGAUACUCCAUCCAGAGUUACGGCCAAAGCGCGAGAAAAACAACCAGGGGAGAAAUGACAGAAAAGCCACCUUAACUGCACAACGGGCAGAAGAGCUUCCAGAGUUGAAGCAACCUGAUGUUACACUUACCCUUAUGACAAGACCAGCAGAUACUGAAGACACGUACAACCGUGAAGAGCUGUUUCAUGUGAAUAUCCAGGUGAAGCAAAGUGUUGUACAAGCUAUUAUUGACCCUGGAAGUCAGAAAAACCUGAUUUCAGAGGCUUUAGUAAGAACAGUGGGUUUAAACACCACACCACAUCCUAAGCCGUACCCGUUAGGAUGGAUUCAGAAGGAUGUUGACUUACAGAUCACGAAGCAAUGUACCUUCAAAUUUGCUAUCACCAAUCGAUAUAUCGAUGAGGUGACAUGUGAGGUGGUUCCUUUGGAUGUUUGCCAAGUCAUAUUAGGUAGUCCAUAUUUAUGGGACCGAGAUGCCAUCCAUUAUCGAAGGCUUCGCAAGUAUCGACUUGUGAAGGAUGGGAAGGAGUUCCACAUCAACGCUUGCAAGCCUCAAGCUACAAAUAAUUUGCUUACAGAUAAUUUGCUGACAGCUAACCAAGCCAAGAGGUUAGUCAAUUCAUGUGGGCGAUUCGUUUUGUUGAUGAUUCGACCGCAAGAUCAGAGUUCUAGAGCUGUGACAUUGUCUACAUUGUCUUUAUCUCCUGCACAAUGCUCAGACAUAGGGAAAUUACAGGAGAAGUUCAAGGACUUAUUUCAUGAUGUGCAGGGUUUGCCACCACGGAGAGCUGUGGAGCAUGAGAUCCAGUUGGUAGGAGAUUCACCUCUACCAAACUUGGGUUUGUAUCGUACUUCUGUGACGGAAUCUGACGAGAUCAAGAAGCAAAUUCAAGGACUUCUUGAACAAGGAGUCAUCAAACCCAGCUGCUCACCAUGUGGUUCGCCAGUGUUACUUUGUCGAUCGUGUGGGGGGUAG